AGGUAUUCCUGUGGUUUAAAUAAACAGAAUGGUCAGAUUAAUUGUCCAAGCAGGGCUAGGGGUUCUUUUUCUGGUCCAAACUGCUGCAUCCAUGAAACUGGUUUGCUACUUCACGAACUGGUCCCAGUACAGACCUACAAAUGGGAGAUUCGUUCCUGACCAUGUUGACCCCUUCCUCUGUACUCAUGUCAUCUAUGCUCUGGCCACUAUAAGCAAUACCAACCAGAUCAAACCCAUUGAGUGGAAUGAUGAGACCCUGUUCAGGACUUUGAAUGACUUGAAGAAUAUAAAUCCUGACCUGAAAACAUUGCUUUCAGUUGGAGGCUGGGUCAAUGGAAUGAGCCCGUUCAUAAACAUGGUCUCUACACCAGAGAACCGUCGUGCCUUCAUCCAGUCAUCUGUCAACUACUUGCGAGUACACAACUUUGAUGGGCUGGACCUGGACUGGGAGUUUCCUGGGCAGGGACAAAGUCCCCCUGAGGACAAGCUGAGGUUCACAGCUCUAGUUACUGAGCUCAGGCAAGCCUUUGAGAAUGAAGGCACAGAGAACAAAAAACCCAGACUCCUGCUUUCUGCUAAAGUUGCAGCUAUAAGAUCAACAGUUCAGUAUGCCUAUGAGAUCCCCAGCAUAUCAAGACAGUUGGACUUCAUAAAUGUGAUGACCUACGACUUCCAUGGACACUGGGAGAAAGUUACAGGACACAACAGCCCUCUCUACCGAAGCUCUUUCGAUCAAGGAAAUCACAUUGAUUUUAACAUUAACUCCACUCUGACCUACUGGAUUGAGCAAGGAGCUCCUGCUGAGAAACUGCUCAUGGGAUUGACAACUUAUGGUCGUACAUUCCACCUGAGCUCUUCUCUGAAUGGGCUUAGUGCUCCUUCUAACGGGCCAGCUGCUGCAGGGCCCUACACCAGAGAACCUGGUUUCUGGUCUUACUAUGAGGUGUGUUCUUUGGCUCCACCUGCCACAGUCCACUGGAUUGAGGAGCAGAAGGUCCCUUAUGGUGUCCAAGGUGACUUCUGGAUGGGCUAUGACAACAAGGAAAGCUUCACAGCCAAGGUCCAGUGGCUAAGAGAGCACAACCUUGGUGGGGCCUGGGUAUGGACUCUGGACAUGGAUGACUUCAGGGGAACAUUUUGCGGAGAUGGGCAAUACCCUCUAGUCAAUCAUCUUCGUAGUUCUCUAGGUUUUGGACCAAAGCCCACCACUACCCCUCACCCCACCACCACAAGAGAUCCUCUAUCUUCUUUCUGUGUUGGGAGACCUGAUGGGCUAUAUCCCAACCCUGCCGAUAGGAACACUUAUUUCCACUGCUUCAAUGGGCACACCUUCAUUCAAAGAUGCCAGCCCAAUCUGGUCUAUGAUGAUGACUGCAAGUGUUGUAAUUAUCCAUGA
This is a messenger RNA of Scleropages formosus (Asian bonytongue), 1396 nucleotides long. RefSeq names its product acidic mammalian chitinase-like. Bases 29 to 1396 code for a protein of 455 amino acids. Gene Ontology annotation, cellular component: extracellular region. Gene Ontology annotation, molecular function: chitin binding; hydrolase activity, hydrolyzing O-glycosyl compounds. NCBI's taxonomy places the organism in Eukaryota, Metazoa, Chordata, Actinopteri, Osteoglossiformes, Osteoglossidae. The record is from RefSeq and is a predicted model, not a curated record. The transcript has 11 exons. Gene Ontology annotation, biological process: carbohydrate metabolic process.